CCCCUUCCCGUCUCCGGCGUAGGGCUACGAACUGUCUUCCUCAUCCCCGGUUGCUCGUGAUCAUGGGACAGGAACCGCGCACGCUGCCGCCCUCCCCUAACUGGUACUGCUCCCGAUGCAGCGAUGCCGUGCCCGGGGGCCUCUUCGGCUUCGCGGCGCGGACCUCUGUCUUCCUUGUCCGCGUGGGCCCGGGAGCGGACGUGAUCCCAGGGACGUCUCCAUUUCGAGUCAUAGGGGAGUUGGUGGGACACACCGAAAGGGUGUCUGGCUUCACGUUUUGUCAUCACCCGGGUCAAUACAACCUCUGCGCCACCAGCUCUGAUGACGGGACUGUGAAAAUCUGGGAUGUAGAGACAAAAACAGUUGUGACGGAACAUGCGCUCCAUCAGCAUACAAUAUCAGCAUUGCAUUGGUCUCCUCUAGUAAAGGAUUUACUGGUAUCUGGAGAUGAAAAAGGAGUAGUUUUCUGUUACUGGCUUAACAGAAAUGACAGCCAGCACCUCUUUAUAGAACCCAGGACAAUUUUCUGUCUUACUUGCUCACCUCAUCAUGAAGAUUUAGUAGCCAUUGGCUACAAGGAUGGCAUAGUGGUUAUAAUUGACAUCAGCAAGAAAGGAGAAGUUAUACACAGGCUUCGAGGCCACGAUGAUGAGAUCCACUCCAUAGCCUGGUGCCCCCUGCCUGGUGAAGAUUGUUUAUUCAUAAAUCAAGAGGAAAAUUCAGAAGAACUUGAAAUCCCCAAUGGGAAAGUUAUAGCACAAACUCCAGUAAAAAAAGGCUGCUACUUAGCCACUGGAAGCAAAGAUCAGACCAUUCGUAUCUGGAGCUGCUCUAGAGGCCGAGUGGUGACGACUUUGAAAUUGCCCUUUCUGAAGAGAAGAGGAGGGGGUAUAGACCCAACUGUUAAAGAGCGCCUUUGGUUGACACUCCAUUGGCCCAAGGGUCAGCCAACACAGCUGGUAUCCAGCUGUUUUGGAGGCGAACUGCUACUAUGGGAUCUCACUCAGUCUUGGAGACGGAAAUAUACCCUCUUUAGUGCUUCAUCAGAAGGGCAGAAUCAUUCAAGAAUUGUGUUUAAUUUAUGUCCUCUACAAACUGAAGAUGACAAACAGCUGCUGCUUUCCACAUCAAUGGACAGAGAUGUAAAAUGUUGGGACAUGGCCACCCUGGAGUGCUGCUGGACCCUGCCUUCCCUUGGUGGGUUUGCCUACAGUCUGGCUUUCUCUCCUGUAGACACAGGCUGUUUGGCGAUAGGCGCUGGUGAUGGCAUGAUCCGUAUAUGGAAUACAUUCUCCAUAAAGAACAACUAUGAUGUGAAAAUUUUUUGGCAGGGUGUCAAGUCCAAGGUUACAGCGCUCUGCUGGCACCCAACCAAGGAAGGCUGCUUAGCUUUUGGAACUGAUGAUGGAAAAGUGGGAUUGUAUGACACCUACUCCAACAAGCCUCCACAGAUUUCUAGCACAUAUCACAAGAAGACUGUAUACUCAUUAGCCUGGGGGCCACCGGUACCCUCCAUGGCACCCGGAGGAGAAGGGGACAGACCUUCCCUCACUUUAUACAGCUGUGGAGGGGAAGGGAUUGUCUUACAACACAACCCCUGGAAGCUUAGUGGAGAGGCCUUUGACAUCAACAAACUCAUCAGGGACACCAAUUCAAUCAAAUACAAAUUGCCUGUACACACAGAGAUCAGCUGGAAAGCAGAUGGCAAAAUCAUGGCUCUUGGCAAUGAAGAUGGAUCAAUAGAAAUAUUCAAGGUUCCUAACUUGAAACUGAUCUGCACCAUCCAGCAGCAUCACAAGCUUGUGAAUACUAUUAGCUGGCAUCAUGAGUAUGGCAGCCAGCCAGAGCUGAGCUAUCUGAUGGCCUCUGGGUCCAACAAUGCAGUCAUUUAUGUGCACAACCUGCAGACCGUCAUAGAGAGCAAUCCUGAAUCUCCAGUGACCAUUACAGAGCCCUACCGGACCCUCUCAGGGCACACAGCCAAGAUUACCAGUCUGGCAUGGAGCCCACAUCAUGACGGAAGGCUGAUAUCUGCUUCCUAUGAUGGUACAGCUCAGGUGUGGGAUACUCUCCAGGAAGAGCCUCUAUGCAAUUUCCGAGGACAUCGAGGUCGACUGCUUUGCAUCGCAUGGUCUCCGUUGGAUCCAGACUGCAUCUACUCAGGGGCAGAUGACUUCUGUGUGUACAAAUGGCUCACUUCCAUGCAAGAACAUUCCCGACCUCCUCAAGGCAAGAAAAAUAUUGAAUUAGAGAAAAAAAGGCUCUCUCAACCUAAGCCAAAGCCCAAAAAGAAGAAAAAGCCCAUCUUGAGAGUGCCUGUAAAGCAGGAAUUGUGUGACGGGAAUGAAGAAGAGAGUGUUAAGGAGAGCUCGGGCCCUGUUGAGAAUGGAGUGUCAGACCAGGAGACUGAGGAGGAAGCCCGGGAGCCAGAGCUACCCUGUGGUGUCACCUCGGCAGUCUCUAAAGAACCAGUUAUCUGCACUCCAGCAUCCUUAGGCUUUGAAAAGUCAAAAGUCACCAUUAAUAACAAAGUCACUUUACUGAAAAAGGAGGCACCUAAAGAAAAGUCAGAAGCCUUAAUCAAGAAGCGAAAAGCUCGUUCCAUGCUUCCACUGAGUACAAGUCUGGACCACAGAUCCAAAGAGGAGCUUCAUCAGGACUGUUUGGUAUUAGCCACUGCAAAACACUCCAGAGAGCCAAAGGAGGAUGUGUCUGCUGAUCUUGAGGAAAGCCUUCACCUGGGGCUUUUCACAGACAGGGCUGCCCUGUACAGAAUGAUUGAGGUUGAAGGAAAAGGUCACUUGGAAAAUGGCCACCCUGAAUUAUUUCACCAGCUCAUGCUUUGGAAAGGAGAUCUAAAAGGUGUUCUGCAGACUGCAGCAGAAAGAGGGGAGCUGACAGACAAUCUUGUGGCUAUGGCACCAGUCGCCGGUUACCACGUGUGGGUAUGGGCCGUCGAAGCUUUUGCCAAACAACUGUGUUUUCAGGACCAGUAUGUCAAGGCUGCCUCUCACCUACUUUCUAUCCACAAAGUGUAUGAAGCUGUGGAGCUGCUCAAGUCAAACCAUUUCUACAGGGAGGCUAUUGCAAUUGCCAAGGCCCGGCUGCGCCCAGAGGACCCGAUCCUGAAAGACCUGUACCUCAGCUGGGGAGCCAUCCUAGAAAAAGACGGCCAUUAUGCCUUAGCAGCCAAAUGCUAUUUAGGAGCCACUUCAGCUUAUGAUGCAGCCAAAGUUUUGGCCAAAAAGGGGGAUGUGGCAUCACUUAGAACGGCUGCAGAGUUGGCUUCCAUCGUAGGAGAGAAUGAGUUGUCUGCUACCCUGGCUCUCAGAUGUGCCCAAGAACUGCUUCUGGCCAGGAACUGGGUGGGAGCCCAGGAAGCCCUGCAGCUCCACGAAAGUCUAAAGGGUCAAAGAUUGGUGUUUUGCCUUCUUGAGCUACUGUCCAAGCACCUGGAGGAAAAGCAGCUUUCAGAGGGCAAAAGCUCCUCCUCUUCUUACAAUGCGUGGCCCGCAGGCAGCGAGAGGCCCUUUGUGGAGAGGGUGACUGCAGUAUGGAAAAGCGCCUUCAGCCUCGACUCCCCAGAGCAGUCCCAGGCAGCAUUUCAACAGCUGCAAGAUAUCAAGUACCCAUCUGCUACAAGUAACACUCCCUCCAAGCAGCUCCUGCUUCACAUUUGCCAUGACCUGACCUUGGCAGUGCUAAGCCAGCAGGUGGCCUCCUGGGACGCAGCUGUGGAAGGACUGCUUCGGGCUGUGAUCCGGAGCUACAACUCAGGAAACUUCACCAUCAUGCAGGAAGUGCACUCAGCCUUUCUUCCAGAGGGCUGUGACCACCUAAGAGACAAACUGGGUGACCAUCAGUCCCCCACCACACCAGCUUUCAAAAGUUUGGAGGCCUUUUUUAUUUAUGGACGUCUGUAUGAAUUCUGGUGGUCUCUCUCCGGGCCUUGCCCCGAAUCCAGCGUCUGGGUAAGGGCUGCUCACAGAAGGACAACCUCUGUUGAGCAGAGCCAACAGCUUGACAAUGUCAGCCUUGAAGAAACUGACCCCAAAGCUUCCCAGCCAGAGCCAAGCAGGACUCUAGAACUAGACGUGAGACUCACAGAAGAAGGUGAGCAAAUGCUGAACGCUUGUAAGGAGCUCUUUUCAGAAGAGCACGCUGGUCUCCAAAAUGCACAGAGAACCAUUGCUGAAGUCCAAGAGACCUUGGCAGAAAUGAUCCGCCUACACCAGAAGAGUCAACUUUGUAAAUCCACAGCAAAUGGCCCUGAUAAGAAUGAACCUGAACAGGAAGCAGAACAGUCCCUCUCUAGUCCCCAGAACCAGUGUAAAGAAGAAAAAAAUGAACCAGUUUCUUUGCCUGAAUUAACCAAAAGGAUUACAGAGGCCAAUGAGAGAAUAGCUAAGUUUCCUGAGAGUAUUAAGACCUGGCCCUUCCCAGACGUGCUGGAGUGCUGCCUCAUCCUGCUUCACAUCGGGUCCCAGUAUUCUGGCUUCGUGACCCAGGAAAUGCAGCAACAGGCUCAAGAGCUCCUUCAGAAAUACGGCAGCACUAACGUUUACAAACGACACUACCAGACCCUCUGCACGUGAACUUUCAAGGACCUCUAAGAAACAGUGCCAAAUUCAAAACAUCCAACACCUUUCACCUCUGCAUUUACACCUCGCCAGACAUUCACUUUGAUCCCUGUAUGUUUCUGCAGUGAUCCAGAUAAUACAAAUGAGAGUCAAGUUUUAAUCAACUCUACACUUAAACACAAAUCUGACUUUGGACUCAAUUGUGGUUUCCUACUGGAAGAAAGACCAUGAAAAGCCAGCAGUGGUUACUCAGAACUAACACCUGCAAAGUGAUUGUUGAUAAUCUCUAAAGCCUUAUGCAGGUUUCGUCCAAAGAGGAGAAACUAUUUUAAUCACCCAAAGUGUUACAUUCUUAAACACAAGCUACCUUUAUAAAUGCUUUGCCUGAUCAUAAACAUGUACACUCUUGUUUGAGGGUAGAGAUUAUGUCUUCCCUUUACUAUUUUACCCCUAGCACUCAAGAGUGUCUAGUAUCUAAUGGGUACAUAAUGGAAACUUUCAACUGAAUAAGUUGGGAAACAGAAAGAAUGCUCAUCAAUAGCUUAGACUUAAAGAACUCUAAACUGAGGUCACUGAUACCAGCACUGGCUGACAACUAAGGCUUGUGAUUGGUAGUUGACCUUACUGCGUUAGCAGAACACAGGAAUUCAAGAACAUCUGGCAGUACAAUAGCACCCCCCGUCAGCCACGAUUUCACUUUCCACAGUUUCAGUUACCCCCCAGUCAAUAGCAGUCCAAAAAUAUUAAAUGGGAAAUUCCAGAAAUAGACAACUUAUCAGUUUUAAACUGUGGCCAUUCUGAGUAGCAUGAUGAAAUCUCACGGCAGUCCCACUCCGUCCUACCCAGCACAUGACUCAUCCCUUUGUCCAGCAUACCCAUGCUGUAUAUACUACCUGCCCAUUAGUAUAGGAAAACCACAAAGCAUACAUUAUAGGGCUCAGUACUACCCAUGGUUUCAGGCCUCUACUGUGGGUCUUGAAACAUAACCCCCGCAGAUAAGGGGAGACUACUGUAUAUGGAGGGGCUGAAUUACACCCAUAGUUAGUAUUCUCUUGGUUACUCUUCAGGACCAUCCCUUUCUGAGGAUGACCACUAACACAGCCCUACAUACACUCAUAUAUAUACACAAGGCAAAGUUCUUUACAGUUCCACUACACUUGCGCCCCUUUCUUUAGCACCACUUUAAUAAGCUGUUUCUUAUCUCUCCCAUGCAAUGAGCACACCCCUACUCAACACUUAGUUCCUCAACCCUUCAUCUCAACAUUUCUCCUGACAUGUCAGUAAGCCUGUUGUCAACUGUGGCAAAAAUAAACACCUAUUUUAAAUCCAAAUUUGUUAAGGAUAUAUGUGUAGGGCUCACAGUCACCAGCAUGCUAAAGCACCUUGGUUGAGAACCACUGACCUAUGCUGCUCUACCACAAAUCUUACGAUAAAUAUAUCUCUUCCAGUAUGUGAACAUCCCAGUCAAAAUCCUAGAUCUGCUCCUGUACCUGACUUCUUACAACCCCACAUUUUUGGGCCAAUAGACAGGAUUGGAAACAAAGUCCUGAACCAAGUUUAGGAUAUCAGACGUUCAAUUUAUCCAAAAGAAGUCCACUAAUUAAUAAGUGAAUCUGCCAUAUAUAAUAGAGUAGCACCAGGAAGUAGAAUUAAAACUGAUUUUCUAGUAAGGCCCAAUAAUGAGCGAGGCGUAUGAAGUAAAGGGACAAUUCCGUUUACACAGCUGCUCGUUAAAAGCUUCCUACAAAGUGAGACAUUCUGUAAUGCAAGCCAACUUGUGGAAAAUGGAGGCAAGAGACAGGGAACAGACAAGAUGCUUCCACAUCACUGACAGCGAACAACCGUCUUCUAAAGCCAGCAAUUCAGAGCUUUGAAAGACCAAACCUUCAUGCCAGUGGUUAAAAAGAAAUCUUUAUUUUACAAAAUUAAAAACAUAAAUAAUAUUUACAAGCAUCUUAAAUACCAGCUUAUAAUACUUGACACUUUUGAAUCAUUUUAAAUUGAGUUUUCCAUAAGCUUUUAAUAUGCAAGACUAUUCAACCACUUCAGUGAGUUAUCAGUUUUCAUUUCCA
Messenger RNA from Delphinapterus leucas (beluga whale), 6652 nucleotides. RefSeq names its product gem nuclear organelle associated protein 5 (gene GEMIN5). The record is from RefSeq and is a predicted model, not a curated record. Lineage: Eukaryota; Metazoa; Chordata; Mammalia; Artiodactyla; Monodontidae. Gene Ontology annotation, biological process: spliceosomal snRNP assembly. Gene Ontology annotation, cellular component: nucleus; SMN complex. Gene Ontology annotation, molecular function: mRNA 3'-UTR binding; protein binding.